Messenger RNA from Thlaspi arvense, 609 nucleotides. The record is from the annotation of a GenBank genome assembly. Lineage: Eukaryota; Viridiplantae; Streptophyta; Magnoliopsida; Brassicales; Brassicaceae.
AUGAGUUUGAAAGGGAUUCUAGGUUUCGAAUACGGAAUAGUUCAGGCGCCGCUAGGACUAGAUAUCUCUGGUCCAGAGCUCGUAGCCGCCAUCACUAAUGUCGGAGGGAUCGGUCUUGUCAGAUGUCCUGAUUGGGACAGUCCUGAUUACCCGAGAGAGAUGAUAAGGAAGACGAAGAGAUUGACAGACAAACCAUUUGGGAUCGGCGUUGUUCUUGCAUUUCCUCAUGAGGUGAACAUAAAGGCCAUCUUAGAAGAGAAGUUAAAUUUAAAGGUGGGGAACGUAGAAGAAGCUAGAAAGGUCGUUGCUGUAGGAGUAGACGUAAUUAUUGUCCAAGGGCAUGUAGUAAGAGGGCAUGUAAUUGGGAAGGAUGCUCUGUUUUCAUUGUUGCCAAGAGUUGUUGAUAUGGUUGGGGAAUGUGAUAUUCCGGUUAUCGCCGCUGAAAAAAUCAUGGAUGGGCACGGUUAUAUCGCAGCCUUGUCACUUGGUGCUCAAGGUGACUGUCUAGGCACAAGGUUUGUGGCGACUCAUGAGAGCUAUGCACACCCAAUAUACAGGAGGAGGUUAAUUGAGUAUGAGAAGACAAAGUACACAGAUAUCUUUGGAUGA